Molecule: messenger RNA, 3591 nt
Organism: Megalops cyprinoides (Indo-Pacific tarpon)
Lineage: Eukaryota; Metazoa; Chordata; Actinopteri; Elopiformes; Megalopidae
Gene: cdkl5
Product: cyclin-dependent kinase-like 5
Exons: 19
Coding region: 280-3561 (1093 amino acids)
Biological process (GO): regulation of dendrite development; positive regulation of axon extension; protein phosphorylation
Cellular component (GO): nucleus; dendrite cytoplasm
Molecular function (GO): protein kinase activity; ATP binding
Source: RefSeq, a predicted model, not a curated record
GUAGGUUGUCAACUAAAGGGUUUGGUUACUGUUGCUGCUGCAAUGAAAACAUCGGCAGUGGAUGAUGAGAGUGGAUUCAGUUCAUUAAUUACCCAGAUUUGAGUGUGUGUGUGUGAGUGCAUGUGAGCGUGCGCGUAUGUUUGCGUGGCAAGCAUGUAGCAUGCGCCGUUUCCCGCAGCGACCAGGCUCCUCCGGGGACCCCCCACCGGCGCCGGCCCCCCCAUGCGCUCCCCUCGCUGAGCCCCGCUGGCCCCGCCUCCUCCGCCGCCAUUCGUCUUCAUGAAGAUUCCUGAUAUCGGUGAUGUGAUGAAUAAAUUUGAGGUCCUUGGGAUCGUAGGUGAAGGAGCCUAUGGAGUGGUGCUGAAGUGCCGGCACAAGGAGACAAAUGAAAUUGUGGCCAUUAAGAAGUUCAAGGACAGCGAAGAGAAUGAGGAGGUCAAGGAGACGACGCUGCGGGAGCUGAAGAUGCUCCGCACUCUGAAGCAGGAGAACAUAGUGGAGCUGAAGGAGGCCUUCCGCAGGCGGGGCAAGCUCUACCUGGUCUUCGAGUAUGUGGAAAAGAACAUGCUGGAGCUGCUGGAGGAGCUACCCAACGGGGCGCCACCUGAGAAAGUGCGAAACUACAUCUAUCAGUUAAUCAAAGCAAUUCACUGGUGCCAUAAGAAUGACAUCGUCCACAGGGACAUCAAGCCUGAAAAUCUCCUCAUCAGCUCCGACGACGUCCUCAAGCUGUGUGACUUUGGCUUCGCCCGUAACCUGUCAGAGGGGAGCAAUGCCAACUACACAGAGUAUGUGGCCACACGCUGGUACCGAUCUCCUGAGCUCCUGCUGGGGGCCCCCUAUGGGAAGGCGGUGGACAUGUGGUCGGUGGGCUGUAUCCUGGGAGAGCUGAGCGACGGGCAGCCCCUGUUCCCGGGCGAGAGCGAGAUCGACCAGCUCUACACCAUCCAGAAGGUUCUGGGGCCGCUGCCCCCGGAGCAGAUGAAGCUCUUCUACAACAAUCCCCGCUUCCACGGCCUGAGGUUCCCCGCAGUGAACCAUCCGCAGACCCUGGAGCGGCGGUACCUGGGGAUCAUCAGCGGGGUCAUGCUGGAUCUGAUGAAGAACCUCUUGUUGCUGAACCCGUCGGAACGCUUUCUGACCGAGCAGAGUCUGAACCACCAUGCCUUCCACACCCUGCGUCUCUUGGACCGGACCGCCCCACCCUCGCCCACACCACCGCGUUCCUCCAAGAGAAAGCCUUACCACGGCGAGAACAACGCCUCCAACAGGAACCACGGGGGUAAGAGCUCAGGACACCACCGUUCCAACAGCAAGGACUGCUCCAGCCUCCCCCGCCACGAGGACCUGCACCCCAGCAACGACAGCUUCCUCAAUGGCAACAUGCCGGCCUCUGCCAGCCUCAGCCCCACCCUGCACCCCAAGACCUACCAGGCCCAGUCGCUCAACCGCUCGGCCUCCAGCACCAAGGACCUGGCCAACAACAACCUGCCCCACCUGCUCAGCCCCAAGGACACCAAGGGCAAGACCGAGUUCGACUUCAACGUGGGGCCCAAGGCUGGCGACGGCCCCGGCGCCAAGUACCUGAAGUCCAACUCGCGCUCGCAGCAGAACCGCCACUCCUUCAUGGAGGGCAAGACAAGCACGCUGCAGUCCGGGGAGAAGCACAGCCGCCACAGCUACAUGGAGACCUCCCACGGCUCCAUGCCCUCCUCCACCAAGAGCGCUGCCUCCUACCUGAGCCUGUCCAAGAGCCACGGCGCCCUCAGUGACGCCAAGUCGGUGGGCAACCUGAGCGAGGCGCGGCUGCACCCGGACGACCCCGGCACCCGCUACUUCCCCUCCAGCUGCAUGGACCUGAACAUUCCGGGCAGCCCGUCGGGGCGCCACGGCGACCGGCCCGCCCUUAGCCCCGCCGGCCGGAGCAACGCCCGCAUGGAGAGCGGGACGCUGGACUCGCGGCGCCCCUCAACCCGCCACAAAAACCUGGAGGAGGCCGUGUCCCCGGAGCUGCUGGAGGGGGGCGGGGGAGGGGGCGGGGGCGGCGGGGGUGGCGGGGGCGGCGGCAGCCACUCCCACUCCCUCUCCGCCCCGCACGAGUCCUUCCCCUACGGCCUGGGCUACACCAGCCCCUUCUCAUCACAGCAGCGGCCACACCGCCACUCCAUGUACGUGCGGCGCGAGCGACACCGGGCCCACGGCCCCGACACCGGCCUGGUGGUGGGCCAGGGCAUGCCCACGCGGGCCAGCAGCCUGCAGCUGCUGUCCCCCCAGCUCCAGCACCGCACCCUUACCCGCCACUCGGGGAGCUCCUCCCGGGAGGACUGUACCGAAGACGUCAGCAGGAGUGACCAGUCCCCCACUGAGGUGACCCACACCCGACCCCCGAUUAAAGACUCCACGCGGGACAACACAGCACCCUUUCACACACAGCGUCAAAAAAGCGAGGUCGGCAUGUACCACGAUUCGCACCCCGAGGACGGAGCCUCGUCCAAGGAGAACCGCAUCAUCUACAGCGACUCCAUGCCCCGGCGAGUGGGCAGCUUCUACAGGGUGCCCUCCCCCCGGCCGGACAACUCCUUCCACGAGAGCAGCGUCCAGGGCAGGGGGUCAGCGGGGGCCGGAGACGGCAGUGCCAUGACCAAUCACUCCAAGCGCCAGACGACCUUCGACCCCUGGAACAAUUCAGAGACGGUGGCCAUGAACCCUCCGGAACCUUCCAAAGAGAAGGAGAAGCAGGGCUUCUUCAGAGCAAUAAAGAAGAAAAAGAAGAAGUCUCAAACGACAGAAUUCGACGAUGGAAGGAAUCCGAGUAUCAAGAAAUGCCUUUUCCCUCUAUUUAAUUCAAAGAAUAACAUAAAGCUUAGCUUCUCUAUGAAAGUUCCUCCCGUAGUGUCCUCGCCCAUGCAGGUUCCGAGCGACGGGCAGGAUCACCUGGUCAUACAGAAGGCCGUCAGGUCCUCCACCCACCAGAGCAGCCGGCACAGGAACCGGGACCGCGACCGCGACCGUGACCGAGAGAGGGACCGCGACCGCGAGCGGGACCGAGAGCGAGAGCGGGAGAGGGAGAGGGAGAGGGAGAGGGAGCGGGAGAGGGAGAGGGAGAGGGAGAGAGAGAGAGAUCGAGAUCGGGACAGGGACAGGGACAACGACUGGCCCCCGGAGAAGCUGAGCGAAUCGCACUCCCAGAGCCAGCCGCUGAAGUCCCUGCGCAAGCUCCUGCACCUCUCCUCCUCAUCCUCCAACCAGGCCACGCCCUCCGAACUGCGCUUCCAGCCCCUGCCCAACCCCCCCUCCAAGGGAGGCUUCGGCGAGGGGCGUGGCCACCCGGGCGCCGCCGCUGCCGCCGCCGGCUCCGCCCAGCCCAAGAGCCGCCCAGCUGCCUACCCGCUCGCGGGGCAGAUCGAGUCCAACUGGCACGUGUCGGCACUGAACCGCGCUGAGGGCAGCGGCUACACGGAGCAGAUCCCCGGCAAGGCGGGCCAGAACGGGCCCGGCUUCGCCCGCUCGUCCCGCUCGCGGAUGCCAAACCUCAACGACCUGAAAGAAACCGCCCUGUAGAGGAGUUUCCGCCACCCCUCCGCCCCCCCC